This is a messenger RNA of Plodia interpunctella (Indianmeal moth), 3891 nucleotides long. RefSeq lists its product as uncharacterized. The coding region runs from base 16 to 2169 and encodes 717 amino acids. The record is from RefSeq and is a predicted model, not a curated record. Gene Ontology annotation, cellular component: lysosome. The transcript has 11 exons. Lineage: Eukaryota; Metazoa; Arthropoda; Insecta; Lepidoptera; Pyralidae. Gene Ontology annotation, biological process: ceramide biosynthetic process; sphingomyelin catabolic process. Gene Ontology annotation, molecular function: acid sphingomyelin phosphodiesterase activity.
GGAGUGUAUGCUGCAAUGCGGUUCAACCUCACAUACGAGUACCUGUUUCGUCCGAACGAAGGUCGUACAAAAUUGCUAUCACAAUUUGAUGGCACUUCCUCUUCUCUUCAUUCAGUUAUGAUCAUUAGAAUAUCAUGGCUCCUGCAAGUAGUUGUAUCAAUAGCUAUUGUGGUGAUAUCAGGUAGUCCUAUAUUUUUUGAAGAAACCAAUAAAUCUGGAAAAGCCUUAAUAAAAUGGAGGCCUCCUAUGGACAAUUGGAAUUGGACCGAGUCACCUCGCCACGAGGUGCCAUUUUUUAUGCCUGCCAACUUCACGCACAAGCUGCCGCCUUCAGCUAACGAAACAGAACUGAUCGCUCACAUGGCUGCUCUAAAAAGAAAUUAUUCUCGACUCCUCUGGGACAACGACAAGAGUUCAAACUUGCCUUUAUUCGUGGAUAAGGCAUUAAAAUUACUGAAUUUAAAACAGGUCUACUAUGAAGUGGAAACUUCCGUUAUGUCGAAAGUGUCGUGUACGGCAUGCAAAGCGGGUGCAGGACUGUUACAGCACUACAUCAGACUUGGUAAAAGUAAAGAAGAAAUCGUCAAAAUGAUCUUUCAAUUCUGCGUUUCACUCAACAUUCAGUCGACUCGCGUAUGUGAAGGCGUCACGAGACUUUUUGGAAGUGAGGUUGUAUACGUGUUGAAGCGUAUAACAAUUGGUCCUAACGAGAUAUGCAGUUUCGUGAUUGGUGACGCUUGCGGGGACGUGUACAACCCUUACCACGAAUGGGAAGUGUCGUUUCCGCCGGUUCCGAAGCCCCAAGUUCGACCUCUGGACGUCCCGGUGGACAAGGCGCCUACCUUCAAAGUUUUGCAGAUAUCGGAUACUCACUUUGAUCCCUACUACGCAGAAGGUGCGAAUGCGGAAUGCAAUGAGCCGCUGUGCUGUCGGGCGUCGAGCGGGCCUGUGAUGACCCCCGGCGGGGGCGCCGGUCGCUGGGGCGACUACCGCAAGUGCGACACACCGAAACGGACCAUAGACCACAUGCUCAAGCACAUAGCUGACACACACAAUGAUAUCGAUUACAUAUUAUGGACAGGCGAUCUGCCACCUCACGAUGUGUGGAACCAAACGAGAGAAGAAAAUUUAAAAGUAUUGCAAGAGACGGUCGCUCAAAUGUCGGACAUGUUUCCUGGAGUCCCUAUAUUCCCUGCUCUAGGCAACCACGAGGCUUCUCCAGUCAAUAGCUUCCCGCCGCCUUUCAUCUCGUCCCCGGAGUCUAGUAUUUCCUGGCUAUACAACGAGCUGGACGCGCAGUGGCGCCGCUGGCUGCCCGCUGGAGUCUCGCACACGGUCCGGCGCGGCGCCUUCUACUCCGUGCUCGUGCGCCCUGGCUUCCGCAUCAUAUCCCUCAACAUGAACUACUGCAACAACAAGAAUUGGUGGUUAUUAAUGAACAGCACAGAUCCAGCGACAGAAUUGCAAUGGCUUAUAUACGAAUUGCAAUCAGCUGAGUUCAGUGGAGAGAAAGUGCACCUGAUAGGCCACAUACCGCCUGGACAUUCAGACUGCUUGAAAAUAUGGAGUAGAAACUACUACGCAAUUAUUAACCGAUACGAAGCGACUAUCACUGCUCAAUUCUUCGGACACACUCAUUACGAUGAGUUUGAAGUUUUUUAUGAUCCAAAUGAUCUUGGUAGAGCUACAAGCAUAGCUUAUGUCGGUCCAUCAGUGUCGCCGUACUAUGACCUGAAUCUGGGGUACCGAAUAUAUUACGUGGACGGAGACCACGAGGCUACGACGAGACAAGUAAUCGACCACGAGACGUGGAUCAUGAACCUGAAGGAAGCCAACCUGUUCGGGUACCCGAUCUGGUACAAGCUGUACUCUGCGCGGUCGGCCUACUCCAUGCAAGCGCUGCGCCCGGCUGAUUGGGACAAGUUUAUUGACGAGAUGACUGGCCGCGACGACCUUUUCAACCUAUAUUAUAAACACUACUUUAAGAACAGUCCUCGUCGAGGCACUUGCGAUGGGGAAUGUCGCAAGCGGUUGGUGUGCGACGCGCGGUCGGGACGCUCGCACGACCGCCGCGCGCUCUGCGGACACAUCGAGGCCCGCAUCGACGGCGCUGCGCCGGCGCCGCAGACCUGGCGGGCUUGGUUUUAUAACGGAUUGUCUGUCUCGUGAGUAAUGUGUCGCUGUAGUAAUGGGCUGGUGGAAAUUGUUUACUCUACGAAUCAGCAUGACGCAAGCGCUUUAGGUUAUGUUGCUGUCAAUUACCAUUAUUAACUACUGCAACUACAAGCUUUCAAAGACUCAGAAUUGUAAUUGAUUAGGUGGCUACCUAAUAUUCCAAUGAAACCAAAACUUUAUGUAUACAUGAAAUGCUUUGUAUAAAGCGAGAUUGUUGGUGGAAGCUAUUAUAACGACUAGUGAAUUGACUAAAUGACAUUUGAAAAAAGAUAGGUAAACCACACAAUACGUUUAGUUCAUUGUAUAAUACAGUACCUACAGAAAUCACAGAACACAAAAUACCGAUUUUGAUGAAAUUUUAUACGUAGGCACACUUGAUAGGUCUGAUUCAUAUACCUAAAUGGUGAAAGUGGUCCGCUCGAGCGAAGCCGGGACGGGCCGCUAGUAUAUGUUUUAUAACUCUGAUCUGAAAUCAUUUAAAAUAUACACAAAUAUACCUACUAAUUUCUUUACAAUAUCAAAGGUGGUGAGGAUCGUAAAUCUACUACUUACAUAAUGUCAGGCAUUUAAGUACAAAUAGUAAUCGUAGAAUAAAAAGAUAUACAUAUCAUAGAAUGCCUUUUGCUUGCAUGAUUCAAAUACGUAUUAUACAGAGUACUUCGGAGAUGGGUUUACGAUACGAUACGAUCGGAAUAUUUUCUGUACUCUAUAGGCUAUAAUUAGGAAACAUUUUGGUAGUCUACUGUAAAAUAAUAUUGGUCGUAAAUCAGUCACGUAGAUGACCCCUAGGUACUUGAGUGAUGCAAACAAGUAGUAGUACUUUCUACAAGACAUGUACUUUUAAGCUUUAUUUAACCUACUUUUCUUUGUAUGCAGACCUAGUCCUAUUGUACAGCAAGUAUGAUCGGUGAUGGAUAUGUAUAUCCCGCACGUUAGCUACAUAAGGUUGGUACCUAAUACUAAUGCAGACAAGGGAAGAAAGGUAUCUCUUAUCUAUGUAUAUAGUACUAUCGAUUACUACAUUUAAUACUGGCGUAGUAAGAAGGGUAGGUAAUAAAAUUAACUUACUACUGGUAGUAAGGGAGAAUACGAGACGAGACGAUGCGCGACGGCGUAGAGACCAGACGUGAGGUGAUGGAUAGAAUGGACCCUUGUUGCUGCCCUUAUGGAACAGGCCUUAAUUUUCGAAUGUGACUAAUUAACAUAAUAUGAUAAUUUAAUAUUUCCACACUUUUUUGUCAAACGUCUAAAAUAACAUAAAAAACACAUGGUCUACAUAUGUAUAAUUUUCAUGUUUAACGUUUCAUGUACCUACAUAAUAUGACUUACGAACCUAUGACUCACUUAUUGGAUUGUUAUAAAACAAUUGUUACUGAUAUAUUACAGGAUGUCAAUGAUAAUGAAAUUACCUGAAGUCGCCUACCAAAUACCAAAGUUUGUGAUGGGACUUGGCUGAAAGACAUGUCCGCAACAUUAUGAGAAACUCGUUAACUCACCACCACCGGAUUAGCCAUUACAGAUAUUUAUUCAAAAUAAUAUAAAAAUAUUUUCAUUACACGAAGUUUUAUUGAACUUUAGAAAUGUAUUUCAAUGAUAUCAAAAAUGUUUUUGAAUGGUGGCCCACAAUUUGGAGUCUAAAAUGUUGUUUUGUACGAUUUUUAUUUUUGUAAAUACUUAUACUUAAUUGUAAAUGUGAAAUAAAAAAUAUAAUUCUGA